GUUUUGUUUGAGAAAUUAUAUACAUACAUGAAGGACUUCCCUUCUUGUUUCGGCGAAAAUGGUGUUCAAGUUUCUCAUCAAGCCUCUUCUUCUUCUUCUUCAUCAGAAGCUAAUAUCACUAGUAGCAAAAUAGCCCAAAAUCUGGUGACUUGUGUUUACCAAUGCCGAAUGAGAGACCUCUCUUGCUUCAUUAUCACUCUUACUUGGACUAAAAACUUAAUGGGUCAAAAUCUCUCUGUUGUAAUAGAUGAUUCAGAUAAUCAAUGUCUAUGUAAACUUGACAUCAAACCAUGGUUGUUUGCUAAAAGAAGAGGUUAUAGAAACCUCGAAGUUGCUUCUAAGUUGAUAGACGUUUAUUGGGAUUUGUCGUAUGCAAAAUUUGGGUCGUCGUCACCUGAACCAUUAGAAGCGUACUAUUUUGCAAUUGCUAUCAACCAAGAAAUCGUCUUGCUUUUAGGGGAUAUGGAGAAGGAGGUUCACAAGAAGAUUGAUGUAACUAGUAAGGUACCAAAUGUUGUUUUUGUUUCGAAAAGAGCACAUAUUUCUGGAAAAAAGGCUUAUUCUACGCGGGCUCAGUUCUGCGGUAACGGUCAAAUACAUGAUAUAUUGAUUGAAUGUGAUACAUUGGGUACGAAUGAUUCGUAUCUGUUGAUACGAAUCGAUGGUGCCCCAGUGAUGCAAGUAAAGUGCCUAAGAUGGAAGUUUAGAGGAAAUUAUACAAUUUUGGUGGAUGGGUUGCCAGUGGAAGUUUAUUGGGAUGUUCAUAGUUGGUUGUUUGAAAAACUAAUGGGAAAUGCUGUGUUUUUGUUUAAGACGUGUCUUUCGGCAGAGAAACUGUGCGCAAACGACGAUAGCUACCCCUCGUGGUCGAGUAAAGAUCGACAGUCGCAAGCACUUGGAUUCUCUUUAGUAUUGUGUGCCUGGAAGAAUGAAUAGAAGUUUGUGUAUUCCUGCGUUCUUUUUUGUUUCUAAUCCGACCGUGUGUGGUUUUAUUAUAUGGUUUGAUUAAGUAAUUAAUUAUAGAAGUUUAAAAUGCACUAAACUAAGUUAAUAAAAGA
This is a messenger RNA of Erigeron canadensis, 1058 nucleotides long. RefSeq lists its product as uncharacterized. The transcript has a single exon. Lineage: Eukaryota; Viridiplantae; Streptophyta; Magnoliopsida; Asterales; Asteraceae. The coding region runs from base 28 to 936 and encodes 302 amino acids. The record is from RefSeq and is a predicted model, not a curated record.